This is a messenger RNA of Lactuca saligna, 1582 nucleotides long. NCBI's taxonomy places the organism in Eukaryota, Viridiplantae, Streptophyta, Magnoliopsida, Asterales, Asteraceae. The record is from the annotation of a GenBank genome assembly.
AUAAAAAAGCAAGUAGCCCAUGAAAGUUUUCAUAGGAUGAGGCCUUCAUUGCCGACCAUUCAUCUGAAGAUAACAAAAACCCUCUAAAAUCACAACUAUUCAAUCCCCAUCAUAUCUGCUUCUUCUUCUUCUUCUUGACCCAAAAACACACACACUCAAAAAACACACACACAUACACACACUUAAUGGCUCUUAGAAUGUGGGCUUCUUCCACAGCCAAUGCUCUAAGGCUAUCCACUUCUUGCAGACCUCAUUUCUCCCCUCUUUCACGAUGCUUCUCUUCAGUUGUCGAUGGGUUGAAGUAUGCAAAUUCACAUGAAUGGGUCAAGCAUGAAGGUGCUGUUGCUACCAUUGGUAUUACUGACCAUGCUCAGGACCAUCUUGGAGAGGUGGUGUUUGUGGAUUUGCCAGAUGCCGGUGGCUCAGUAGCCAAAGCCACCGGCUUUGGAGCCGUGGAAAGCGUCAAAGCCACCAGUGAUAUUAACUCCCCGAUCUCUGGAGAGAUUGUGGAGGUGAACUCAAAGCUCAGUGAGACUCCCGGUUUGAUCAACUCAAGCCCAUAUGAAGAUGGAUGGAUGAUUAAGGUGAAACCAAGCAACCCAUCGGAGUUGGAAUCAUUGAUGGGUGCAAAAGAGUACACAAAGUUCUGCGAAGAAGAAGACGCUUCUCACUAGACUUGAACAUACAAAAUGUCCUAUGAAUUUUUUUUCUUUUUCGUUUCUUCCUCAACUAACUGAAAUCUCAGUUGUUCUAAAUAAAUGAUAUUAUUUCAAAGUCUUGAUGUUAAUUUAUUAUCUACUAUAAAUUAUGAUACAAGUAAGUUACCCGUUCAUGUUACCACAUCUAUGCAAUCAAUCACAAUUUUAUCCCAUUUGAGGGUAUAUAUCAUAUUUAUACUGUCAAAUGUUACAAAAGUAGCACGAAUUAUAUAAUUUUAUACAAUUGUCACCCAUAUUUAUAUCAUGAGCAUAUCAACACCAAUAUGUGGAACCGGUGGAGGCCUUAAACCUCACCAUAGCCGUUGCAGUUUGAAGGGGAAUAAGAAGAAGCAAUUGAUAUCAGUUUCAGUCUUAGUUCAUUGCUGACUGUGUCAACUUUAGUUUGAGUAGCCACAACCUCAACUUUUGGGAUUUCAGAUUUAGUCACAUGUGAAAAACUUUCGGGUUCACAAUAAGAAAUGGCGAUGAGAGAUUCCCUCACAUGCUCGAGUGAAAACUUCUUUGUCUGUGGUUGAUAAUAACCCAUGUAACGUAGUAUGCUUUAUCCUGCAAAUAUUCCGAAAUUAAUGGGUGAAGCAACGGCGUGGAUCUCUGCCUCCGUCCCUCGGCGUUUGGGGGAAAGGACAGGAGGAGCGAGGGAGGCGUUAGGAAUGAGAGGUUUGGUUGGUGGGGGAGAUUCUUUCGUCUGAAUCUUUUGUACCCAAACGCCUUUUUUUUCCGACGUGUAAUCUAUUAACCAAUUUUGGAUAGCUUUGACUUGGGAUUUUGACUCUAUCUAUAUCAUCCAAACGAAUCCCUCUAAUAAUAAAAUAAGUAAAACAUACUCGCCAUACGAUUUAUAAAGCUUUAAAUACAAACCUGCA